AUGAAUUCUUUUGCAGCUGAGGAAUCUACAACUUCAAAAAUGGAUCACAAGAAAGCAACAAACAGAAAAACUCGAAGUUUCGCAUUUAGGGUUCAUGAACAUGUAAAACUAGGUCAUAAACUAUCAGAAACUCUGAAGGGUAAAUUGAGUUUGGGUGCGAAGAUAAUACAAGAAGGUGGAAGAAGAAACAUUUUCAAGAACAUUUUUGGAAUGCAAGAAGGAGAGAAAGUUUUGAAAGCUUCGCAAUGCUAUUUAUACACAACAGCUGGUCCUAUUGCCGGAGUUCUCUAUAUCUCUACCGAAAAAGUUGCAUUUUGUAGUGAAAGACCAAUUACUUUCUCUUCUGCAACAUCAGGAGAGUCGCGCAAAGUACCUUACAAGGUUUUGAUACCAAUUGGGAAGAUAAAAGAAGUUAAUGAAGGAGAGAAUGUGGAUCAAGAGGAACAAAAGUAUAUAGAAAUUGUAACUGAAGAGGAUUCUGAAUUUUGGUUUAUGGGAUUUUUAAAAUAUGAGAAAGCUUUUAGGAAUCUUGAGAAAGCAAUUUCUAUGUCCAGUUAG
Lathyrus sativus (Indian pea) is the source of this 558-nucleotide messenger RNA. Lineage: Eukaryota; Viridiplantae; Streptophyta; Magnoliopsida; Fabales; Fabaceae. The record is from the annotation of a GenBank genome assembly.